Pararge aegeria (speckled wood butterfly) is the source of this 2407-nucleotide messenger RNA. Its product is annotated as UDP-glucosyltransferase 2-like. The record is from RefSeq and is a predicted model, not a curated record. Bases 109 to 1683 code for a protein of 524 amino acids. The transcript has 9 exons. Gene Ontology annotation, molecular function: UDP-glycosyltransferase activity. Lineage: Eukaryota; Metazoa; Arthropoda; Insecta; Lepidoptera; Nymphalidae.
CAGACUGUGACGGGACACGGGAAUGGAUGUUUGUGUGAUUACAAAGUGCAUAAAAAUAUUAUUGUAAAAUAGUCCUACUAAGACAUUUAUAUAGGUUAAAUUUUAAAGAUGGCGAAAAAGAUCAUCGCUUUCGCAGCCAUAGCGUUGCUGGUGUCGUCCAGUGAAGCGUUAAGGAUCCUAGUGUUCUUCCCGAUGUAUUCAAAGAGCCAUAGCAUACUGGGGCAUGGCGUUGCUAACCGAUUGCUAGAAGCCGGCCAUCAGGUUGUCCACGUAACUGGCUUCCCCCGAGAAAAACCAGCGGAGAAUCUGACCGAAAUAAGUCUUGAGGAGCCAGGGAAAAAGAUGAAGGCUUCUAUGGAUAAAGAUGAAUCCUUCAAACUAAAAAACCUCGUCGGUAAAGGGAACUUCGGCGACUCGGUAUUUUUUAUGUACUUUACGUACAACAUACACCGAAGUAUCUUUGAAGCCGACGAACUGGUACAAUUCCUUAGGGAUCCCUUGCAGAAGUUUGACGCAGCUGUCGUUGAGUGGUUCUUCGCUGAUGUCAUUGCUGGCAUAGCCCCCGUAUUCCAAUGUCCGCUGAUCUGGUUUGCGUCCACUGAAGCCCACUGGCAAGUCCUUAAACUCAUCGAUGAAGUACCGAACCCUGCUUUUAACGUAGACAUUUUUUCCGUCAGUAGACCGCCUCUAGGGUUUUGGGAGCGGGUCGUCGAGAUAUAUACAAUGAUCAAAAAGAUGAUUAUAAUGAGUGUCAUAAUUAAGCCGUGGGAGAAAACACUGUACAAUGAAGUAUUUACAAGCAUUGCUGCUGUAAAAGGGCUAACAAUGCCUUCUUACGAUGAAGCAGUGUACAAUGGUUCUUUCAUGUUGGUAAACUCCCAUCCAUCUAUUGGAACUCCCUUUAGACUGCCACAGAGUGCUAAAUAUGUCGCGGGAUACCAUAUCGAUAGUAAUGUUAGCCCCUUGUCACAGGAUCUUCAGAAAGUUAUGGACGGAGCAAAGUACGGUGUAAUAUACUUCAGUAUGGGAAGUAACUGGAAAAGUGCAGAUAUGUCGGCCAACAUGCAAAGUUCCCUACUCAACAUGUUUGCCAAGUUGAAACAGACCGUAAUAUGGAAGUUCGAGGAAGAUAUGGAUAAAGUUCCGGCUAAUGUGCGAUUGGUGAAGUGGGCACCACAACAGGCUAUACUUGCUCACCCGAAUUUGAAGUUUUUCAUCACCCACGGCGGUCAGCUGUCGACGACAGAAGCCAUACACUUCGGAGUACCAGUCAUCGGUAUACCGAUUGCUGGAGACCAGCACGUUAAUAUGCGCUCCGUGUCCAACAAGGGUUUCGGUAUAACAGUUACAUUGGCGGAAGACAUGGCUGACCACAUCUAUGUUGCUAUCCAGAAGAUGCUGGGUAAUCCAACAUACAAAAUAAAGGCUAAGGAACUAUCGUUUAUCUACCACAACCGUAAUCAGAAGCCAGGGGAUGAACUAGUCUUCUGGAUAGAACACGUAGUAGCCACUGGGGGUGCUCAACACUUGAGAUCUCCAGCGUUAUCUUUGCCGUUUUACCAGAAAAUGUAUUUAGAUGUACUCCUUGUAAUCAUGUCAGUAUUAUUUAUAGGUAAAAAGUUGGUAAAGAAGCUGAUAAGAAAUGAAAAGAACGAGAAAGGGAAAAAAGAGAAAACCAAAUAGGUUCUCAGGUUUGUGAUUCGCUGUUUUUAAGGCCCGUAACUGAUCUCGAGCUAACAACAGGUUCUCAAGUAUUUACCUUAGAAAUUAUUUAUUCAUGUCGGCGCAGGCACCUAUGAACCGUUCAUACGUAUAAGACUCCUCAACGAAAGGUUGUCUCGAGGAGAUCGCUUCAAGCGAUAAGGCCUUAUUUGCGCAUAGUACCGUUUGUUUUGUUAACCUUUUAGAACUGAAAUGAUUUUCUAUUAUUUUUCUAUAAGUUUCCAUUAUUGUGAUGAUGACAUGCACAUUCGUUAACUUAAAGCUUAAGCUAAGAGGGUUCCAAAUGAGUCUUAGUCUAUAAAGAGCCCACAACAAACUUAGCCUGGUAUUUUUAUGCUAUUACCAUCUUAAAAUUAAUUCAAAAUUAGCUAUGGAGUUAGAGCAAUUCAUACCGAUCCGAUCUUGACAGAUCUUGAUAACCUAUUCAUAGCUCGAUAUUGUUUUGUUUCAAGUUAAGACUGAGAUCUUAUUAUUUAUAUUAUUUUUUUUUUUAUUUGAUAUUUAUGUUUUUAGCUUUGCACUAUCCCAUUUUUUGUCAAACUAAACUUUAACAAUAUUGGUCUGUAUGAGAUCGCUUAACAAUAAAACCGACUUGUAUUACAGUUUCUACUAAAGCCUUUCUUCUGUGUAUUUUUCCACUUAAAUUGAUGUGCAACAAAAUUUAAUAAAAGUAUAAUACUUUGAA